AGUGAUUCGGAGACAUGGAGGAUCAAUAGUUUGUACGUCGUUUUCCAUUUUGUGUAAUCGCAUUAAUUCCAUUUGUUCUGUGAUCGUGCCUAAGUAUGCCGUCUCGCGGGGAGGAUAUCCUCAAAGGUUUCCAAGUUAAUUGGAUGAAUCUACGCGAUGCCGACAGUGGGAAAAUUCUCUGGCAGGGUAAUGAAGACUUAUCUGUACCUGACAUAGAACAUGAAGCACGUGUACCAAAAAAAAUCCUGCGAUGUCGUGCAGUAUCAAGGGAGAUAAACUUUAGCUCUGCAGAACCAAUGGAAAGGUUUCGCCUAGAACAGAAAGUACUGUUCAAAGGGCGCUGCCUAGAAGAGUGGUUCUUUGAAUUUGGAUUUGUUAUUCCCAACAGCACUAACACGUGGCAGAGCUUGAUCCAGGCGGCACCAGAAAGUCAAAUGAUGCCGGCAAAUAUACUAAACGGCAACGUCGUAAUAGAAACAAAAUUCUUUGACGACGAUCUCUUAGUGUCUACCAGUCGAGUCCGUCUCUUCUACGUCUAAGGCGAUUUCUAAACGGUCCUAAUCGUACAUAACACGGGACCAAUCAACAUAAACAGAGACCCUAUACAAAAAUAGAAACAACGCACGUGUGAAAAAUUUCUUACAAACUGAACAUUUUUCAUUCUUUAAUAUUAGACACUUCUUAUGCAUACAUUAACUAGAUGAUAUUGAUAAUAAAUCUUGUAAUUUUGUAAAAAUUUAUUCUUAGAUUCAUGCAAAAUAUUAACAGUACAAUUUUUCAAACAGGGCCUAAUGUGUUUAAAAUAUGUUUUUCACUCUUGAAAGAUGAGGGAUUCACUCUUGAGGAUAUGACUUGCACUGUUAAAGCACAUAAUUUAUUUGUUAUUUAUUAAGUAAAUAAAUGCAAUAAGUUUU
This is a messenger RNA of Acromyrmex echinatior (Panamanian leafcutter ant), 914 nucleotides long. Its product is annotated as Prenyl-binding protein. Gene Ontology annotation, biological process: sensory perception of light stimulus. NCBI's taxonomy places the organism in Eukaryota, Metazoa, Arthropoda, Insecta, Hymenoptera, Formicidae. The record is from RefSeq and is a predicted model, not a curated record. Gene Ontology annotation, cellular component: cytoplasm.